UCUUCCUCCUCACUCUAGCGGAGCCAACCCACAGACUUCCAGUUUAAAUAAACACCCAUUGUCCAUGGAAUGACUCAAUGGAGAAGUAAGAAAAAAAUUGAAAUUUUGUUUUUCUCUCAUUGGAUUUUCUAUAAUUUUUCAAUCUGCAAACGCAGCAGCUGUGGGAGUUGAGCAACUACUGUAAUCUAUGAGUCUAAAGGUUCCUAUGAUGAUGAAGAGAUCAACCGCUAUUAACAGCAAACAAGCUCUGAUGUCUGAUCACAGUUCACGUUCCUCUCAUUUUCCAUCACCUGUGCUAUUUAUGAGCUUCUCUGAUGCUGAAACUUCUAAAAUGGAGCAAACUUCUGAAAUGAGCCCAACCUCUAUUUUAGAAGUAAAAUCCUUCUCUGCAACUAAGCAUCAUUCAUGGGAUCUUAGCAACUCGAAAACCGUUGGCCUCAGAAUUCUCGAUGAUCUCAUUGAUGAUAAAAUUGUUAGGAAACCUGUAAUUGAGUUUGGUGUCAAGAACAGGAGUUCACAGUUAGCUAUGGCGUCAUUACUUUCUCCUUCAAGAUCUUCGCCGGAGCCGCCGCCACCAAUCUUAUGUCUUUCGGCGACUGAGAUGGAGAAAUCUGAGGAUUAUACUCGUGUGAUUUCUCAUGGACCAAAUCCGAGGACAACUCAUAUUUUUGAUACUUGGAUCAUGGAGAACUGUGGGAAUGGCUUCAAUUCUCUGAGGAAGGAGAUCAGGAUCUCCAUGGAUGGAGCAAGUGGGGAUUCUUCUAAUGAUUUCUUGGCUUUUUGUAAUGCUUGCAAGAAGAAUCUUGGGGAAGGAGAUGAUAUUUUCAUGUUCAGACGAGAAACGGUGCUCUGUAGUAACGUGUGUCGAAAUGAACAAAUGCUUUUCGAGGAUCAAAUGGAGAAUUCGUCGCACUGUGGAUCACUGUCUGCUAGCUUGAAGAAACCUCCCUUUAUACUCUCAUUAGGAGGCUUGAAGGAGAGAUAUUUUGCAACAUGAGUUACUUUUAUAGAGCA
Molecule: messenger RNA, 1014 nt
Organism: Phalaenopsis equestris
Lineage: Eukaryota; Viridiplantae; Streptophyta; Magnoliopsida; Asparagales; Orchidaceae
Product: protein MARD1-like
Exons: 4
Coding region: 188-997 (269 amino acids)
Source: RefSeq, a predicted model, not a curated record